Messenger RNA from Verruconis gallopava, 1876 nucleotides. RefSeq names its product argininosuccinate synthase. The record is from RefSeq and is a predicted model, not a curated record. Bases 238 to 1482 code for a protein of 414 amino acids. Gene Ontology annotation, biological process: urea cycle; L-arginine biosynthetic process. The transcript is spliced from 12 exons. Gene Ontology annotation, molecular function: argininosuccinate synthase activity; ATP binding. Lineage: Eukaryota; Fungi; Ascomycota; Dothideomycetes; Venturiales; Sympoventuriaceae. Gene Ontology annotation, cellular component: cytoplasm.
CCGUGAAUCAAGAAUUUUUUAGUCUUUUAGUUUGGCUUGUGAUGGUCAGCCUUUUUUUCAUGAUCCUUGCAUAUCGAGUUGCACAAAAGAGUCAUCUUUUACCGCCAGUCCUGCGAACUCAGAUUUCCUGAUCCUCCACACGUCGAGCCUCGUUCUCCCUCACUUCUCUCUUCAAUUCCAGUUUCCGUCAACUCAAUUGGCCUUCAAUUCCUGCUUGCACUGUGCUAAACCUCAAAAAUGAAGGGCAAAGUUUGUCUCGCGUACUCUGGCGGCCUGGACACCAGCACGAUCUUGCGAUGGCUGAUUGAGCAGGGCUACGAAGUAGUCUGCUUCCUCGCCGAUGUGGGUCAAGAGGAGAACUGGGACGAAGUCCAUGCAAAGGCCAGCAAGAUCGGUGCGACCAAGAUGGUCAUUCAGGACCUUCGCCGUGAAUUCGUUGAGCAGCUGUGCUUCCGCGCGAUCCAGUGCAACGCGCAAUAUGAGGGACGAUACUUGCUUGGAACAAGUCUUGCCCGUCCAGUCAUUGCAAGGGCCCAAAUGAGGGUUGCAAAGGAACAUGGAUGCGACUAUGUUAGUCACGGGUGCACUGGAAAAGGAAAUGAUCAGGUCCGAUUCGAACUGGCUUUCAUGACCAUUGACCCUAAGAUCAAGGUCAUUGCCCCCUGGCGGAUUCCCGAGUUCUACAACCGCUUCCAAGGCCGCAACGACUUGCUAGACUAUGCCGCCGCCACGGGCAUUCCCGUGACGUCAACAAAGGCCAAGCCGUACAGCAUGGAUGCAAACCUCGCACACUGCAGCUACGAAGCUGGUUCUCUCGAGGAUCCUUCUCUGCCUCCACCCGAUGACAUGUGGACGAUGACUGAUGAUCCUCGCACGGCUCCUGACGAGCCUGUUGACAUUACCAUCGCCUUCAAGCAGGGCUUGCCAGUUAAGCUCACGGUUGGCGACAAGGUGUACACAGACAGCCUCGAGCUCUUCAUUGCUCUCAACGAGAUUGGCAAGAAAGCCGGUAUUGGAAGAAUUGAUAUUGUUGAGUCGAGGUUUAUUGGCUUGAAAUCUCGAGGCUGCUACGAUUCGCCGGCCAUGACUAUCCUGAGGCUCGCGCACAUGGACGCCGAAUCCUUGGUUAUGGACGGCAGGGUACGCUCCCUUCGUGAUCAGUUCGUAACGCACAACUGGUCGGAACUUCUUUACAAUGGACUCUACUUCUCUCCUGAGAGAGAAUUUGUGGAGAACAGCUUGAUUUUCAGUCAACGACGAGUAAAUGCCGAAGUCAAGCUCCGCUGCUACAAGGGCUGCGUUUCCGUUCUUGGAAGAAGCUCCGAGACCGAGAACCUUUACUCUGCGGACGAGGCUUCCAUGGACUCUUUGGUCGACUUCAGCCCCGUAGAUACAACUGGCUUCAUCAACAUCAAUGCCAUCCGUCUUAAGAAGUACGGCAUUCAAAAACUUGAGGAGGGCCAAAGCUUGGGUGGACUGUAAAGUCUAUGAACUCAGGCUUCACUCGCCCAGAGAUAUUUGGAGCGCCCUCCCCAUACCUUUGCUGGAGUAUUGAAAAAGUAGCACAGUACGGAACGAUGUUUGCAUACUAUUCUACAAUCUACAAAGCUAGUGAGUGUACACUUAUAAAAACGUGGUACGGUUGCAUCUGUCAUUCAUUAGGCUGGAGGCGUCCAUGGGUCCCCAAAGGCACAAACGUCGUUUUUAAGACAAAAAGGCACCUGUUCCUACAGGAUUGUGCACGGUCGCCUCUGCUGGAUUUAUUAGCUAGAGCCUUAAUCUGUUCAUGAACGAACGGUUUUCUGUGCAGGAGAAACAAUAUGUGACCUUUGCGUCUGCAAAAUUUCCACCUAUGUGUUCAAUUUCUUUCGUUCCC